This is a messenger RNA of Penicillium odoratum, 1635 nucleotides long. RefSeq names its product putative MFS transporter. Lineage: Eukaryota; Fungi; Ascomycota; Eurotiomycetes; Eurotiales; Aspergillaceae. The coding region runs from base 1 to 1635 and encodes 544 amino acids. Gene Ontology annotation, biological process: transmembrane transport. The transcript is spliced from 8 exons. Gene Ontology annotation, molecular function: transmembrane transporter activity. The record is from RefSeq and is a predicted model, not a curated record.
AUGGCCAAUACUACUGAAGUUACUUCCGUGGAGGGAAACAGUCCCCCAGGGACAUUCUUGUUAAUUCGAGAAGAUGAUUACGAUCUUCACAGCCGUGUCGUGAUGCUCGAUCCUAUUCCUACCAGUGAUCCAAAUGAGCCAUUGAACUGGAGCACCGCUCGCAAAACCGUCAACUUUACCAUCGUCCUCGGUAUGACUGUCGUAAUUUUUGCAGCCCUCUCUGUGCAAACCAUUUUCUGGCAGGAAAUGGUCGUUGAUCUCCACACCACCUACGCAGACCUCAACAAAGCAAUGUCUGUGAAUUUUGUCGGCUUAGCCUCGGGAUGUUUCCUAUUCAUUCCAUUUGCGAAGAAAUAUGGCCGUCGCCCUAUAUACAUUAUAUCAACAAUUCUCAUGGUCGCUACCUCUUUCUGGUCGGCUAGCUUGCACGGCUUGACUGGGCUUUACAUCGCCAAUUUACUGCAAGGUUUGGCUGGUGCAACCAACGAAGCUAUCGUUGAGAUCACGAUUGCGGAUCUCUUCUUCGUGCACCAUCGAGGCCGUAUGAAUGGUCUUUACAUGACCAUGGUGAUGAUUGGUUCUUUCUUAGCCCCAAUGGCAGCAGGAGCACAGGCAACCAACCAAGGUUGGCGCUGGUCCUAUAUAACCAUGGGCAUAUUCAACGCUAUUUUCCUAAUUCUUUUCAUUUUCGUGUAUGAAGAGACUAAAUACGUCCCUCUCAUCAUGGGUCAGUCGCAACAUGAGCCAGACACGCACAUUGAUAUCCAAUUCGAGGAUCAGGAUCAAAAGAAUUCACGCCAACUAGAGUCUAAGCCUACACAGCCCAUCGAGCCCAGCACAUUGCUUCACGAAUUAGACCCCAGCAUCCCAAUGAAUACAUGGCGCAAGCGUCUAGCACUGGCUACACCAACCCCAGAAACCAUCUGGCCCUACUACUACAGACCCUUCUACGUAUUACUAACCUUCCCGGCCGUCAUGUACACAGCUCUACAGUACGCCUCCGGCGUUGUACUUCUAACCAUAAUGUCCAGUGUUUUAUCACUCACAUUCCCACUUCCACCAUACUCAUUUAACUCCGAGCAAAUCGGCUUUAUGAGCGUGGGCCCCUUCAUCGGGAAUCUUAUCGGCUCCAUAUACGGUGGUUUUUUGGGUGACUGGUCCAUUCUGUAUUUCUCGCGUCGGAAUAAGGGCUUCUUUGAGCCUGAGAUGCGGCUGUAUAUCCUUCCUAUACCUGCAGUUUUUAUGUCCGGGGGUUUGAUCAUGUUUGGCACUUCUAUUGCUAGGGGAAUGCAUUGGAUAUAUCCGAGUAUUGCCGGAGUUUUCUUCGGCUUCGGACUCGGCAGUAUUAGUGAUGCUGCCUUGACGUUAGUCAUUGAUAGUUACCGUGAGAUCACUGGUGAUGCGUUUACUGGAAUUGCCUUUAUGCGCAAUGCCGUAAGUAUUGGCAUUCCAUUUGCUAUUACCCCUUGGAUAGAGCGGAAUGGAACCCAAAACAUGUUUAUUGCUUGUGGAUUUAUCAGUCUUGGGAUUACUUCUUUAAUGAUUCCGAUGAUAAUUUGGGGCAAAGAUGCUCGGCGGGCAUCGGCAGCACGCUAUUAUCGAUUGGUGCAGAAUCAGGGGAGUGCUAGGCAUUGA